CCCAACUUGUGUUUUCUUUGGUCGGCGUCUUGGUUGUCUUUUGUUCCACUGUGCUCCUCUUGAGUAUGCCUGUUUGAAGACAGUUUUAAGAUUUAUUGCUGCAUGUUUUCAUUUAAGUAGUGUGUGUGGUUAUAAGGCAAACUAUGCACUGGUUUGAACUUCUUUAAGUCUAAAAGGGUUUUCUCAUGGGAUAUUAGUUUUGUCAGACAGGUGCGUCAGGUACAAUGUUGCAGAUGAGGUUUACCGUCACUUUCUUGCUCCUUCUAUUGACGGCCAGGUGUGUUGCACAGGAAGUAACCCCAAACAAAGGCUGUGUUUGUGGAUACCCUGGAAUACCAGGGGACCCUGGACACAAUGGUACACCUGGCAGAGACGGCCGGGAUGGACUCAAAGGGGACAAAGGUGAUCAGGGUGAAGUUGGCCCUGUUGGACAAACAGGCAAUGGUGGCCCAAAGGGAGACAAAGGAGAAGAUGGUGCAGUUGGCCCAGCAGGGCUCAAAGGAAAAAGGGGAGAUAAUGGAGACCGGGGCCCUCCUGGGAAAAUGGGGCCCCAAGGAGUCCAAGGGCCUAUUGGCCUGAAAGGAAAUAAGGGAGAGCUCGGGCUGCCAGGCCCUCAAGGACCUAAAGGCGAUUUGGGGCCCCCUGGACCAGAGGGUCCAAAGGGGGAAAUUGGCCUCAGAGGUGACAGAGGCAUUCAGGGACCACUGGGACCCCCUGGCAGGCCGGGGCCUAAGGGGGAAAUCGGUGUUCCAGGUAACAAAGGCAAUAUUGGCUAUCGGGGGGACAGAGGGACUCGAGGAGAGAAAGGUGAUAGGGGUGAGAAGGGAGAUGCGCUUGUUAUCGCUAAAAGCGCCUUCUCUGUGGGACUGACAGCACAAUCUAAACUCCCAGCAGCCAAUGCACCGAUCCGUUUUGACAGGAUUAUCUACAAUCAACAGAAUCACUAUGAUCCACAAACAGGAAGAUUCACAUGCUCCGCAGCAGGAGCCUAUUUCUUCACCUACUACAUCACUGUCUUCUCCCGGAACGUGAAGGUGGCUCUCGUGAAGAAUGGUGUCAGGAUCAUCCACACCACAGAUACCUACCAGAGCAGCGAGGAUCAGGCAGCAGGGGGCGCCGUGCUGCACCUGGAUGUUGGGGACAAGGUGUGGCUGCAGGUGGCUGGAGGAGAGCUGUUCAAUGGGCUCUUUGCUGAUGAAGAUGAUGACACUACAUUCUCUGGGUUCUUAAUCUUUGGGGCUUGAAUUAUACAUUAUUAGAAUUAUUACUUUAUAAUUUCUGGUAUUAAAAAAAACGUUUUUAAAGAAUGGAAAUUAGUCAAUUAGAUCAGCCUUCCUCUAUACUUUAGUUGAUUUUAUAAUGCAUUGUGAAGAGGUGUGAUGGGAUGAUUUGAGUUUAAAUUUAAGAUACUUAUUUCUAUGCUACUUAAUACUUCUACUGCGCUAUUUCAGUAGAGCCAUCAUACUUUUUACUCCACUGUGUGACUUCUGUGGUUUACUGAUUAAGAUCUUACCUACCAAAAAUCUAAAGUAGUUUCGUCUUGACUAAUAAGUGAUAAUAACCCAGUAACAUAGGCAAAUAUUGACAAUAAUACAACUCAAAUGGACAUUUUUCUGCAUUAUGAGGAUGUUUCUUUACUUUUCUUACAUUGUAAAUGCAGGACUUUGAAUUGUAAUUGAGUAUAUAACACUAUUGUAUUGCUCCUUGUACUGGAAUCUGAACUGUCUCCUAUGUCUGGCAUUGUAUGCACAUUAUGUGGUUAAAUCAAUUAAAUUAGUUUUCCUGUAGGAUCUUGAACAUGUAUUCCCACAGAAAAGAGAGCACCAGCAUGUAAAUAAAGUUAUUAAACUAAUAAAACAUGUAGUCUAAUUGUUUGUCACAAGUAAAAGUCACCUCAACCUUGUGGGUUUUCUUUCUACCCAGUUUGUUGUGUUUAAAAAUAA
Morone saxatilis (striped sea-bass) is the source of this 1943-nucleotide messenger RNA. RefSeq names its product C1q and TNF related 9 (gene c1qtnf9). The record is from RefSeq and is a predicted model, not a curated record. The coding region runs from base 225 to 1244 and encodes 339 amino acids. NCBI's taxonomy places the organism in Eukaryota, Metazoa, Chordata, Actinopteri, Moronidae. Gene Ontology annotation, molecular function: protein binding. The transcript has 3 exons.